This is a messenger RNA of Saprolegnia diclina VS20, 411 nucleotides long. RefSeq lists its product as hypothetical. The record is from RefSeq and is a predicted model, not a curated record. Gene Ontology annotation, cellular component: nucleoplasm. Lineage: Eukaryota; Oomycota; Saprolegniomycetes; Saprolegniales; Saprolegniaceae. The transcript is spliced from 5 exons. The coding region runs from base 1 to 411 and encodes 136 amino acids.
AUGCUGACCGAGAUCGCGGUGCGGGUGGCCAAGGUCGACGACGCAUCGUGCCUCAACGACGACAACGACGAGACCAAGCCGACGGGGCCGCGCGUGAAGCGGGUGCAGGUCACGCUGCUCUCGCCGCCAGUGCGCCUCACGCACAUUUCGUUUCAAAACUACUAUACCGCAAGUCUCCGCAUCGACCAAGUGCUCUUCGGUGGCAAGACGACUUGCGUUGUCGCCAACCUGCCCUUGAUGGCCAAGGCCCACUACGAAGACGACGCGCAGAACUGGCAUGUGCUCAAGCACGACCACCUACCGGGCCUUGACGCAGCGCGCGCGACAGGCUUUGUGUUCUACCUCACACAGCCGUCGCCGCUCUGGGACAAGUGGGAGCUCCAGCAGCUGCGGAGAAGGCGGCCGAGUUGA